UCACUCGCCGCACCGUUCAGUCGAACAUAUCCGUUUAGCGCGAACGCUCGGGAGUAUACCGUGUGCGCCAAAAAAGCACACCUCCCACCAGUAGUGGUUAGUCGUAGUUUGCAGGAACAAAAUAUAUAUAUAUAUAUAUUAUAUUUUAUACGUGUAUAUAUAUACAUAUAUAUUAUUAUUAUUAUAAUAUAUAUAUAUUAUAUACAGCAACAACAACAACAACAACAACAACCACCCAAAAUCACGUAAUAAUAUAUAUAUAUAUAUAUAUAUAUAUAUGUAUAUAUAUAUUUUUAUACACCACCUUUAAUAAUCGCCGUGUCAUCAAUAGAGAAUUGACUUUUGUUGUAAAAAAUCGAGUGUACAUCAUCGUUACGACGCCGGUCGUGUCAAUCGCCGACGACACCACCGCUGCCGCUACCGUCGCCGUCAUCGCUGCCGGGUUAACCACCACCGCAACGGACACCACGUGAACAACAAAUUCGUAUUCAAUUUCGUGUUACAUAUUAUUAUAAUAUAUAAUAUAAUUGUGUGUGCGCGUGUUUAUAUUAUCUGUCUGUCUCUCCGUUUCCGUCUCUCGGCGCCUGUGUGUGUAUCUCUCUCUAUAUUUUAAUAUUUAUCGUACACGGGUGUUACUCUCCGCAGAGGUGUCUCUCUCGCGCCGGUCGAGUCGUUCAAAUUUACAACGAAAAUAAAUUAUUUGUAUUUUAGUUUUUUUUCGAAAUCAAUCCGUUCGCUCUGUCCGCCGGUCGUAUUCGCGCCAUUCGCUUUCGCCGCCGCCGUCCGAUCGAAUAAAAAUCGAAACGCACGUGAACUGUGCAGCAGCAGUGUGCGUAUACCUACUGCAAAUAUAAAGUAAUAUCAACCGGCUAGUUCGCGUAUAUAUAUAUAUAUUACACACGUCGGACACGACACACACUCGCCCACGACACACUUAUCGCGCUUCAUCCCUUCGUUCGGUCGUCGCCAAAAGUUAACACACGAACACACACACACACACGAGCGCGCACGCGUGAGUUAUUAUCGUUAUCGCAUUAUAUCGUCUGAACGAUGGAAUCGCAGAGCACACAGGACGCAGUUACCGUGGCCGCGGAGGUGCCCAACGACCCUGGGAAAAUGUUCAUUGGCGGUCUAAGUUGGCAGACUAGUCCAGAAUCAUUGAGAGAGUACUUCAGUAAGUUUGGAGAGAUAACUGAAGUGAUGGUUAUGAAAGAUCCAACGACUCGCCGAUCAAGCCGUGUUGCUGUAGCUGAUCAGACCGCUGGAAACGAAAACGAGCUGAAAUAUGUGUCAAGGGGAUUUGGAUUCGUCACUUUCGCAGAUCCGUCCAGCGUGGACAAAGUUCUGGCACAAGGAUCACACGAGUUGGACGGCAAAAAAAUCGAUCCGAAAGUGGCAUUUCCGCGACGAGCACAUCCGAAGAUGGUGACUCGAACGAAAAAAAUCUUUGUCGGUGGAUUGUCGGCGCCAACAACGUUAGAAGAUGUCAAAAACUACUUUGAGCAAUUUGGACCGAUUGAAGACGCUAUGUUAAUGUUCGACAAACAAACAAAUCGACACAGAGGUUUCGGUUUCGUGACUUUCCAUUCGGAAGACGUAGUAGAUAAAGUCUGCGAAAUACAUUUCCACGAAAUCAACAGUAAAAUGGUGGAGUGUAAAAAGGCGCAACCGAAGGAAGUGAUGCUGCCGGCCAACCUGGCGAAAACGCGAGCAGCUGGCCGCGGAACUUACGAUUUUAUGUGGCCAUUGGGGACCUUGCCUGACGGUUUUCCGGCGGCUGCGUACGCGGCUUACGCCUCUAGCCGAGGUUUUUCGGGUUACCCUAGUUUCGGACUCUCGUAUCCAGCAGGGGUCGCCAUUAUCGGGACCAGACCUCGGUGCGGUAUUACUCCAGCCCAAUGCCAUAACGUGAUGAGCAAUUACCACCAUCAGGCAGCCGCGGUCGCCGCACAAGGUUUCGGGCCACCAGCGUCGCCGCACACCGGCGGCCCCGGCAACCCGCGGGCCGCCGCGUUCCCGCCGGCCACGUCGCCCGGCCCCGGCGCCCCGUCCACCAUGGACAUGUACAGCUCGAACCCGGCCGAUUACGUGCAAGCAGCGUCACCGCAACCGUCCGCGUUCCCCGCGAUCGCCGUCUCACGUGCGCCCAUUAAUUACAAUCCUGUAGGGGCCUUUGAUUCCGGCCGCUUUUACCAAUGGGUACCACUGAACAACGCAAGAGUCAAUAAAUUUCUUCCAUCGUAAGGUUGACCGAUAUUAGUCGCCCCUAUGCGUGUGAUUGACUCAAUAACUCACAACUAUCACCAGAGAUAUAUAUAUAAACGUCUCACCCACUCUCACUUACACCAAAGGUUUUCUUUCUCAAUAAUGCUAUUAAUAAUAAUCGUUUCUAUAUUAUAUAAUAAUUAUAAUGAUUUAAAAUAAAAAAAAAAAACAUGUUUUAUUAUAUUAAUAAUGUUUAUAUUAUGAUAACAAAUAAAAAAAAAUUAAUAUAUAAGAUAAUUACAUUAAAGAAAAAAAAUUAUUAUUAUUAUAUUCGUUUUUUUUUAGGGUUUUUAUUAUUAUAUAAAUGAAAUUACCCAAAAUAUGUAAAUUUAAUAAUAUUAACUUAAUACUUAUAUUAUAUAAUAAUAAUAACUAUACCUAAACUAAUUAUAAUCUCUGAACGAUAAAUCAAACCAGAAAAUCGGAAAAAAAAUUGUCGCGUGUUGCUCAUUAUAAUAAUAAGGGCGCAGCCGUAUAAUAAUUGUAGAAUAGAAAAAAAAAACAAAUCAAGACCAUCUAAUUAAGAUCUCAUAAUGAAUCACACACACAAUAUCUAGGCAGUAGUAA
Molecule: messenger RNA, 2832 nt
Organism: Acyrthosiphon pisum (pea aphid)
Lineage: Eukaryota; Metazoa; Arthropoda; Insecta; Hemiptera; Aphididae
Gene: Rbp6
Product: RNA-binding protein 6
Exons: 16
Coding region: 1051-2244 (397 amino acids)
Biological process (GO): regulation of translation
Cellular component (GO): cytoplasm
Molecular function (GO): mRNA binding
Source: RefSeq, a predicted model, not a curated record